AUGGCCUGCGCUGAGGUCCCCCAGCAGCCAGCCCCACAGCAGUCCCAGCCCGUCUCCGCAGAAGCCACCACCGCCGACGCCGCGGACCCUGCUGGGGGUCAUUGUGGCUCCUGGGACAGCGACCUGGAGUGCCUUGUGUGCCGGGAGCCCUACAGCUAUGCCCGGCCACCCAAGCUACUGGGCUGCCAGCACUCCUUCUGUGUCGUCUGCCUGAAGCUCCUGCUGUGCGUGCAGGACGACACCUGGUCCAUCGUGUGCCCUCUCUGCCGCAAGGCCACCACUGUCCCCGGGGGCCUCAUCUGCAGCCUGCGUGACCAGGAGGCCGUGGUGGGGCGGCUGGUCCGGCCGUGCCCGGAGGUGCAGCUCUGUCCUCAGGGGCUGGUGGAUCCUGCCACCUUGGCAGCAGAGUACCCCAGCUUGGCGGGAGAGGAUGGACAGGACGUGGCAAAUGCCAACCGUGCGGCAGCCCGGCGCCUGGCGGUACAGCUGCUCCUACUGGUCUUGCUCAUCAUCCUCAUCCUGCCCUUCAUCUACCCCGGCAUCAUCAAGUGGAUGCUCAUCUUCAUCAUCGUCCUGGCCCUGCUGACGUUCACCCUCUUCUGCUGUCACCCCCGCAGCCAGGACAGCUCCUGGCCCUCCCCCAGGACUCUCUUCUGCAGAGGGCAGAAACAUAGUGAGAUCUCAUCCAUUGCCUGA
This is a messenger RNA of Diceros bicornis minor, 696 nucleotides long. RefSeq names its product ring finger protein 186 (gene RNF186). The transcript has a single exon. Gene Ontology annotation, biological process: protein K63-linked ubiquitination; intrinsic apoptotic signaling pathway in response to endoplasmic reticulum stress; protein autoubiquitination. Lineage: Eukaryota; Metazoa; Chordata; Mammalia; Perissodactyla; Rhinocerotidae. The coding region runs from base 1 to 696 and encodes 231 amino acids. The record is from RefSeq and is a predicted model, not a curated record. Gene Ontology annotation, molecular function: ubiquitin protein ligase activity. Gene Ontology annotation, cellular component: endoplasmic reticulum membrane.